Molecule: messenger RNA, 3128 nt
Organism: Triticum urartu
Lineage: Eukaryota; Viridiplantae; Streptophyta; Magnoliopsida; Poales; Poaceae
Source: RefSeq, a predicted model, not a curated record
AGGUGCGCGCGUUGUCAUUUAUGAAUUAACUGUUAGACUUCUCCGAUUUGUCGCAAAGCUUGACGAUGGCACCAAGCGUCAAGUUGCCGAGCAUGAUAUUGAGUUUGAGGUUAACAUGAAACAUUCUACGGUUGAAAAAAUGGUCGAACUCAUUCGGUCCAAAAUUGUUUGGGGAAGUAGGCAAGAGGUACAUAUUUUGUGCCAAGACAAGCACUUUGAAUCAGUUGAGAGGAUCGAUAAUUAUUGGAAGCUACUGACAGCUUUUCUUGAGAGAUGGGAAGAAAAAAAUUGCUAGUGCUAGCUCAAGUUGUGGACAUUGCAAAUGGGGUUACAGCAUCAUAUUGCUCUGAAAAUAUCCCAUCUAGUGAGAUUGUGGACAAUAUUAUCUGCUCAAGUUCCGACGUUUACCAGUCGAAUGCAAGUAGUGCAACAUGUGUCGACAAUUCUACAACUGGUAAUUUUCUUAUUAGCAAUUCGAGAUAUAUGCAAUCUGAUGGUGAAGUCAUUGAUUGGUCCACUAUUGCGAUAACUCCUAUUGGUGAUGAUGUAAUAUAUCCUAUAUCCCAUGAAGACAUGUGUGAGGUACUCGGAAUUGAGGAUGAGACCGAGGAUGCUCAACCAGUAGAUGAGCCAGUUCCGGUUGUCGCCGGCCAUGUUAGUGAUGAGUUAAUGGCUGAAGGAGCUAUACCAGUUGAUGAUCACGUUCCCGAGGAGAUAGAGAUGUCAUAUGACAAAGAUUAUCCUAAAGUUGAGGAAGGGUCAAUCUUUCCAACAAUGAUAGAUUGUAGGAGGGCUGUGAGGCAAUGGGCAAUUAAUGAAGAAUUUAACCUCGGAACUCAUAGAGCUAAUAAGAGUAUGUGGAUGGCACAUUGUAUGGCUGAGGAUUGUCCAUGGAAAAUAACAUGUCGUUUGAUGGCUGAUAAGACAAAGACCAGGGUUAACAAGAUAGGGCCGGCGCACACAUGUGUUUCAAGUAGCAGACUAAAUUCAGCAAUGGCCUCACAGGAUUGGGUUCGAGAAAGGUCUAAGAAAAUUUUGAGGAAAACUCCAAACAUUGGUUGCAAGGAUUUACAAGAGAAGUUGGAGGGAGAUUGGAAUGUAACCACUGGCUAUGACACUGUAUGGAAGGGGAGAGAAAGAGCAAAGGAUGAGAUCUAUCGGUCUUGGGGUAGUAGUUUCCGAUACCUAUUCAAUUUUAAAGCAGAGAUGGAACUGAGAUCUCCCGAAAGCAUUGUUGAGGUCGAUACUAAACUAACGGAUGGUAAGGUUUACUUCCACAGAUUCUUUAUGGCACUUAAGCCUUGUGUAGAUGGAUUCCAUGCAGGAUGUAGGCCUUAUCUUAGCAUAGACUCAACUGCAUUAAAUGGAAAGUGGAAUGGUCAUUUAGCUGCAUGUACCGCUUUAGAUGGUCAUAAUUGGAUGUUUCCUCUUGCAUUUGGUUUUAUUGAGGUUGAAGAUGAAGAAUUGGACAUGGUUCAUGACACACUUGCAUAUAGCAUUAGGGCCAAUUUCAAAGCUUGCUAUAUGUACCGAUGCAUGCAAAGGCUUAGAAAAUGUAGUUAAGAAAGUUUUCCCUCAGGCAGAACAAAGGGAGUGUUUCAGGCAUUUGAUGCAGAAUUUUUCAAAAAGAUAUCGUGGUGACAUAGUUGGACGCAUGUGGGGUGCGGCCAAGACACAUAGACCCUCAAUAUUUGAGUACCAUUUCUCCAAGGUUCUAGAAUCUAGCCAAACUGUGGGCAAGUAUUUGCAAGAUUACCAUAAUCUGAAGUGGAUGAGGUCUAGUUUUGACACUGAGAUCAAGUGUGAUUACAUUCAUAACAACCUCGCGGAGAGCUUCAACAAUUGGAUUAAAGGAAUCAAAGAUCUUCCUGUUGAUGGGUUGGCUGACACACUUAACGGAAAGAUAAUGAAAUUGCUCGAGAAGAGGAGAAAGAUUGGGGAGAAGCUACAAGGACGGAUACUGCCAGCAGUUGUACAACAAGUGAAUAAUAGAACUAGAGGACUUGGGCACUUGAAAGUUACCAGAUCAAGUAAUUGGAAGUGUGAGGUGAGGGACAUCAACAAAGACAAUUUGAGGCAUGUGGUUAACAUAGAACAAAGUGAGUGCACGUGCCUCGAGUGGCAGCACACAGGCAAACCGUGUGAACAUGCACUUGCUUUCUUGAUUGGAAAAAGGAACGUGAAGAUGGAAGAUUAUCUUCAUGAAUACUACUCUCUAGAAAGGUUUAGGGCAGCUUAUAGGGGGGUUGUUGAGCCUCUCACAGACCGGUCACAAUGGCCUAAUGUUAAAUUAGACUUUCUAUUACAUGCACCACUCCCCAAAAGUUCAGUUGGAAGAAAAAGGAAGCUGAGACUGAGAAGUUGCCUUGAAAAGGGAGGGGGGAAUUAUAAAAAGAAACCACCACCGAAAGGUCAAUUAGGAAGCUAAAACAGGUGCAAGAAGUGUAAGCAAUUGGGACAUAGGCAAGCUGGUUGUCCGACUAAUGGAGUGAAGAAAAGGAACUCCAAAUCUAGAAAGAUAAAGCCAAACACCGAAAUUGAUGUUGAAUGUACAAUCCCAGGAGAUGUCCUGCAAGGCAGCCCUCGUCCUGUCACAAGGAGUCAAUCAUCUCUUCGUAGCCCUCUUGGAGGGAUGUCUCCACACGCUAGCCCUCGCCCUAUGACGAGGAGUCAAUCUUCUCUUGGUAGCCCUAAUGGAGGGAUGUCGCCGUUGGUUGUCCCACACGCUAGCCCUCGCCCAAUGACGAGGAAUCAAUCUUCUCUUGGUAGCCCUAAUGGACGGAUGUCGCCGUUGGUUGUCCCACACGCUAGCCCUCGCCCAAUGACGAGAAGUCAAUCAUCUCUUGGUACCCCUUUUGGAGAGACAUCUUCAUUGCCUGUCAUACAAGGCAGCCCUAAUCCAAUCACAAGAAGGCAACUUUCUAUGGAAACAGAGACUCCCACUUCUCCACCAAAUGUUGGUGUGAGGCUCGCAAAGAAGCUUACGCCGAAGAGGAGAAAAAGAGUGUAGAAUGCCAUUUUGUGAUCAUGUAGUGUGUAGUAGUCAUCUUUACGAAAUUGAUGCUACUUCGCGUAGUCGAUGCUUUUGGAUUGAAUUUACCCUUUCAUUGUCUCUGGGAUCUUGUCGU